AAAUGUACGAUGUAUCCUAUUUCCACUCGUGGCAAUGGAUUAGGAAACAUAAAUCCCUAAAUUAAUUUAGGGUUUUCUUCUGAAUUUCAAUUUUCCUCUAAAAUUCGCUCUCCAACGGCGAUUUCUUCAUUAAAAUCCCUAAAUUUUUCUUGGAAAAUUUCGUUCUUGGAUUAUACCAUCAUGACCAGAAAUUCUAAACGGCGUCACGACUUCAGUCGAUCUCCAUCACCCUCAAAAUCAUCGAAGAAACAUUACCAAGAGUAUGGAAAAAGCUCUCAAAUUCAAAAUCAUGAUGUGGGUAAGCGUCCAUCUUUCAUUUCAUAUCAUGAAACCCUUAAUUUAUCCCCUAAAAUUAAAUUAAUCUGCGAAAUUGUUGCAAGAACUGCACCAUUAUCAAUUGAAAGAUGUUUAGAGGAUAAUGGAAUAAGAGUAAUACACGAAGAUGUUGAGCAAGUCUUGAAAUUAUCAUAUAAUUAUCCUGCUUCUGCUGUGAAAUUUUUUAAGUGGUCAAGUUAUCAAUUGAAUGAUAGACAUAGUCCUUAUACUUGGAAUUUAGUUGUGGAUAUGUUAGGAAAGAAUUUAUUGUUUGAUGCAAUGUGGGAUGCAAUUAAAUCAAUGAAGGAAGAAGGGUUUCUUUCACUUGCCACAUUUGCGUCUGUUUUUAGCAGUUAUGUGAUAGCGAAUCGAGUUGAAGAUGCGUUUAUGACGUUUGAGGUUAUGGAUCAAUAUGGCAUUGCUAGGGAUAUUGUGGCAUUGAAUUCACUUUUGAGUGCAAUUUGUAGGGAUGGGAAGACGGAAAAGGCGGACGAGUUCUUGAGGAUUGUGAAGGGUAAGAUUAGGCCGGAUAGUGAUUCGUUUGCGAUUUUGUUAGAAGGGUGGGAGAAUGAAGGGAAUGUAUUUAAUGCUAAGCAAACUUUUGGUGAGAUGGUGGUGGAUGUUGGUUGGGAUCCUAACAAUGUGCCUGCUUAUGAUUCAUUCUUGUGCACUUUGAUCAAGGCUCCGAGUGGAUUUCAUGAGGCGUUGAAGUUCUUGAAUACGAUGAAGGAAAAGAGGUGUUCCCCCGGGACUAAGUUUUUCGGGUUUGCCUUAGAGGAAUGUGUGAAGAAGAGUGAUGCUCGAGGGGCUGCGUUACUAUGGGAAGCGAUGACGGUUAGGAGCGAUUUUAGACCCGAUUGUGAAAUGUACAAUAUGAUGAUUUAUUUGCAUUCUCAACUUGGGAAUCAUGAUAUAGCUAGAAGGUAUUUAGAUGAGAUGAUAUAUGAUGGUGUUUUCCCUAAUUCUAGGAGUUACAAUACUUUAUUUAAGUGCUUGAUCAAGACUCGAAAGCUUUACGAGGCUUCAUCUUUAUUUACCGAGAUGGUAAAGAACGACUGUUUUCCGACCCAAGCAAAUUGUGUUGCCGGUGUUAGGUUUUUCUUGGAUUCUGGGGAUCCUUACAUGGCUAUCAAGAUUUGGAAAUUCAUGGUCGAGAAUUUUAAGUCAGAAUUGGAAGAGACUGGGAAUUUUUUGAUUUCGGAGCUUUGUGAAUGCAAUCGAGUUCAAGAGGCAGUUAAGUAUGCUGAAGACAUGAUCGAUCGCAAGAUAAAGCUGAGUUCUUCAAACUUGACGAAACUGAAAAAAACCCUAGUAAAGGCAGGGAAGGCACCUGUUUACGAUGAACUGUUUAAAAAGUGGAAACUUCGUUAGGAUUUUAAGCCUCAAAUGAAUUUUAUUAUUCUUCAAUCGAAAAAUUCAUAUCUGGCUGUGGAAUAUAAUCGAUUAGAGUAUUAGACGAAUAACACUUACUAAAUUGCUC
Amaranthus tricolor (Joseph's coat) is the source of this 1795-nucleotide messenger RNA. RefSeq names its product pentatricopeptide repeat-containing protein At1g77360, mitochondrial-like. NCBI's taxonomy places the organism in Eukaryota, Viridiplantae, Streptophyta, Magnoliopsida, Caryophyllales, Amaranthaceae. The record is from RefSeq and is a predicted model, not a curated record. Bases 181 to 1686 code for a protein of 501 amino acids. Gene Ontology annotation, molecular function: protein binding. The transcript has a single exon.